Odobenus rosmarus divergens (Pacific walrus) is the source of this 1945-nucleotide messenger RNA. It is a transcript of the gene GALNT8, whose product is annotated as UDP-N-acetyl-alpha-D-galactosamine:polypeptide N-acetylgalactosaminyltransferase 8 (GalNAc-T8). Gene Ontology annotation, cellular component: Golgi apparatus. Lineage: Eukaryota; Metazoa; Chordata; Mammalia; Carnivora; Odobenidae. The record is from RefSeq and is a predicted model, not a curated record.
GUGACACAUUCAGGCCCGCAGGAGGUGACAGUUUCAGAGGCAGGGUAUGAUGUCCAGGAGAAAUGUCCCCCAAAUCCUCUGCAUUGGGCUGGCUCUGGUUAUUGCCACCAAUGUCCUCCUGGUAUUUUAUACCAGGAGGACAUUACAAAAGUUGAUUUGGGGAAAUCUCCAAAAGCAGCUUCAUUUGGCUUCGUCUGAAUGGAACAAGACAGUGAUAAAGAGACUCUCUCAUGUGGAGGUGGAUUUGCGGCAUCUGAAAGAAAGUAUGAAAUUGGCUCUGAAGCAAGAAGAAAAUGUGGACAACACAGUGGUGAGGGUGAAAUAUGAACAUCCUGUUCAAAAGGCACUGAAAAAUAAAGCAAGUGAAACAAAGAAGCACAAACCCAGAGUACUCUUCCCAGACUCACAACUUUUCAGGCAGUGGGGUAAGGAUCUUUCUGAGGCCCAGCAGAAAAAGGCCGAGGACCUUUUCAUGAAGUUUGGUUACAACGUUUACCUCAGUAACCAGUUGCCUUUCAAUCGCACCAUCCCAGACACCCGAGAUUCCAGGUGUCUUCAGAAGACAUAUCAUUCACAACUCCCAUCUCUUGGUGUCAUUCUCAUAUUCAUGAAUGAAGAUCUGUCCAUUAUACAACGGGCCAUCACUAGUGUCAUCAACCGCACCCCCUCUCAUUUGUUAAAGGAGAUCAUCUUGGUGGAUGAUUUUAGCUCAAAUGGAGAACUAAAGGCAUACUUGGAUGAGAAGAUUAAACUUUACAACCGGAAGUAUCCAGGACUACUAAAAAUAAUUCGGCAUAUGAAGAGAAAGGGUCUUGCUCAAGCACACAACACUGGCAGGAAAGUGGCUACAGCUGAUGUGAUUGCCAUCUUGGAUGCUCAUGUUGAAGUGAACAUUGGGUGGGCGGAGCCCAUUUUGGCUCGGAUUCAGGAAGACCACACUGUAAUUGUGUCUCCUGUGUUUGACAAUAUUCAUUUUGACACCUUUGAACUGGAAAAGUAUGCACUGGCAGUUGAUGGCUUUAACUGGGAACUAUGGUGCCGCUAUGAUCCACUGCCAAAGGCCUGGUUUGAUCUGCAUGAUGCCACCACUCCAGUGAAGAGUCCUUCCAUCAUGGGCAUCCUGGCUGCCAACAGGAUCUUUUUGGAAGAGAUCAGAUCUCUGGAUGGUGGGAUGCUGGUCUAUGGAGGAGAGAACACGGAGCUUAGCUUGAGAGUGUGGCAGUGUGGAGGGAGAAUUGAGGUCUUACCCUGCUCCCGGAUUGCUCACCUAGACAGACACCACAAGCCUUAUGCCUUGGAUCUGAGUCUUGCCUUGAAGCGUAAUGCUUUGCGAGUGGCUGAAAUCUGGAUGGAUGAGUACAAACACAUGGUCUAUUUGGCCUGGAACAUACCUCUCCAGAACUCUGGAAUCGAUUUUGGAGACAUUUCUUCCAGAAUGGCACUCCGGAAAAAACUGAAAUGUAAAACUUUUGACUGGUAUCUGAAAAAUGUUUAUCCAAACCUGAAGCCAAUCCACAACAUUGUGGGCUACGGAAGAAUGAAAAACACAUUGGAUGAAAAUAUCUGCCUGGAUCAGGGACUUGUUUCAGGCAAAACCCCCAUCAUGUUUUACUGUCACAAAUACAGUCUGCAGAAUGUCUACUAUCACCUAACUGGGGAGUUCUAUGUGGGACCACUGAUUGCAGAGGCACGUACUGAUGAUCACUGCCUGACAGGCCCUGGCAAUGGGGAGAAGCCCACUUUAGAGCCAUGUUCCAAGGCAGCCCAAAACAGACUGCACAUAUACUGGGAUUUUAAACCGGGAAAAGCUGUCAUGAACGGAGCCACCAAGCGAUGUCUGGAGAUGAAGAAAGACACUUCGGGCAUCUGUGAGCCUGUGCUCCAGACCUGCACCACACAAGCAUGGACGAUACAGUAUACUGUGCAAAACUGGGGGUCAAACUAG